Molecule: messenger RNA, 436 nt
Organism: Pseudogymnoascus destructans
Lineage: Eukaryota; Fungi; Ascomycota; Leotiomycetes; Thelebolales; Thelebolaceae
Exons: 3
Coding region: 43-354 (103 amino acids)
Biological process (GO): mitochondrial respiratory chain complex I assembly
Source: RefSeq, a predicted model, not a curated record
CGAGAGUGAAGAUACCAAAGAAUUGGCAAUUGACCACCCAAGAUGUCGUCAGGAUAUGGACUUAACGGAGGUUCAUCCCGAUGCUUCCCAUUCUGGCAAGAAGUUCUAGCUUGCUACGUCGUCAACACAAACUCGGAUGAUACCUCUGGCAAGAGGAAGUGCCAGCCCGUCCUUGAGGAUUACUAUGAGUGUCUACACCACAAGAAAGAGGCACACCGCGUCGGUGCGAUACAGACGGCAUACCGCAAGCAGCAAGCAGCAAACCCCCGGGAGGACGCGGCAAAGGCUGGGGAAGUAAGGAACUUGGGAUUGUUAGAUAAGGACGAUGAUACGACGGCACCAGGAAGAAAAUAAUACAGCAGUUGUGGAGAGUUGGGAGCGAAUUGUACAUAAGGCCGGUUAUGAGCUAGGUUGUUUGUCAACUAUCUGAACCUAU